Molecule: messenger RNA, 982 nt
Organism: Marchantia polymorpha subsp. ruderalis
Lineage: Eukaryota; Viridiplantae; Streptophyta; Marchantiopsida; Marchantiales; Marchantiaceae
Source: the annotation of a GenBank genome assembly
GCUCAAUCGCAACCAUGAUGAACUGGUAUGCAAUCGAUUCGGUCGAUCUCGAGGCCACCCGGCAUGGCAUUGUUGUCCGGUACGACCGAAAGGAAUCAUGUUUUGGAGGCUCGAAGGUCCAGACCGGAUAAAGAACAUCUUUAAGAAUGGGAGGUACAAGACACAAGAACUUCGGCCCGUGAAUAGAAAAAGAUUCACUCGACAGAUGAAAAGGUGAGCGGUAAAGCUUUCAAAUUAGCCGUCGGGAGAGAAGAGCUGCGCAAUCCACACGACUGGAAACGAGAGCAAAGGGCUCAAACUGCCUCAGAACAAAGCGCUCGCCGCAAUGGAGACCGUGCGCGCCAUGGCUCUAUCUGGCUCCGUGAGUUGUAGCAUCAUAGCAUCGUCGAGGACUUCCGCGGUCGCUUCAUCCUCGACUCGUGCACGAACAUCAAUUUCGUCCGCUUCUUUCUUCCUCCGUGCCCCGAACGCAGCAAGAAGUCACGCAAGGCGCAUCGGCCUGAAUGUGGUGGCCCAAGCGCAAUCGGAGGACACCGAAAGCGUGGGACCUGUCGGCGUGGGAGCAAUCGCAGGCGGUCUCGUGGCGGUGCCCGUGGUGGCCUGGUCGCUGUACACGCUCAAGACCACGGGCUGUGGCCUGCCCCCGGGCCCUGGCGGAGCCAUCGGCGCAUUGGAGGGCGUGAGUUAUCUUGCAAUUCUGGGCGUGAUUGGGUGGUCCAUCUACACGAAAGUGAAGACCGGCGCUGGCCUACCGAACGGCCCUUUCGGCCUUCUUGGCGCGGUUGAGGGUCUUUCUUACCUCGCUUUCUUGGCCAUUCUGGUGGUGUUCGGCCUCCAGGCUCUGGAUUAUGGCUUCAUUCCAGGCCCUUUGCCUGGAGAGCAAUGCUUCGGCUAAAUCUUGUUUUCGUUCCGUUCUUGAAUUGCCUGCAAUUCAAGAAGAUAAUCCGAUACCGAAACCUUGCAAGAUUCUGCUUUUGUGAGA